Messenger RNA from Puma concolor (puma), 2703 nucleotides. The record is from RefSeq and is a predicted model, not a curated record. Lineage: Eukaryota; Metazoa; Chordata; Mammalia; Carnivora; Felidae.
AUGGAUUCCGAAAGACGGGUCAAGGAGACGGAUGACAUUGAGAGUCCUAAACGUAGUAUCCGAGACAGUGGCUACAUAGACUGCUGGGAUUCUGAGCGCAGCGACUCCCUCUCCCCCCCUCGCCACGGCAGAGAUGAUUCCUUCGACAGCCUAGAUUCCUUUGGCUCCCGCUCCCGGCAGACACCUUCACCAGAUGUAGUCCUCAGGGGAAGCAGCGAUGGGAGAGGAAGUGACUCUGAAUCCGACUUGCCGCAUCGGAAGCUGCCGGAUGUGAAGAAGGAUGACAUGUCCGCGAGGCGGACUUCCCACGGUGAGCCGAAAUCAGCAGUGCCUUUUAACCAGUACCUCCCGAACAAAAGCAAUCAGACGGCCUACGUCCCCGCUCCUCUGCGAAAGAAGAAGGCAGAGCGAGAGGAAUACCGGAAGAGCUGGAGUACCGCCACCUCACCCCUGGGUGGGGACAGGCCCUUCAGAUACGGUCCGAGAACUCCUGUGUCUGAUGACGCAGAGAGCACGAGUAUGUUUGACAUGCGGUGUGAGGAGGAGGCCGCGGUGCAGCCGCACAGCAGGGCCCGCCAGGAGCAGCUGCAGCUGAUAAACAACCAGCUGCGAGAAGAGGACGACAAAUGGCAAGAUGACCUGGCUCGUUGGAAGAGUCGUAGAAGAAGCGCUUCCCAGGACUUAAUCAAGAAAGAGGAAGAAAGGAAGAAAAUGGAGAAGUUACUGGCUGGAGAGGAUGGAACAAGUGAACGAAGGAAAAGCAUCAAAACCUACAGAGAAAUUGUUCAAGAAAAAGAGCGGAGAGAGAGGGAGUUGCAUGAGGCCUACAAGAACGCACGGUCUCAGGAGGAAGCAGAGGGGAUCCUUCAACAGUACAUCGAAAGGUUCACCAUCAGCGAGGCUGUUCUCGAACGCUUGGAGAUGCCAAAAAUUCUGGAAAGAAGCCAUUCAACAGAGCCAAACUUAACCCCCUUCCUGAAUGACCCCAACCCCAUGAAAUACCUGCGGCAACAGUCACUGCCUCCACCCAAGUUCACUGCCACUGUGGAAACCACCAUCGCUCGCACCAGCGUUCUGGAUACCAGCAUGUCAGCAGGCAGUGGCUCUCCAAGCAAAACUGUCACUCCCAAAGCAGUGCCUAUGCUGACACCCAAGCCUUACUCCCAGCCCAAAAACUCUCAAGAGGUUCUGAAGACCUUUAAGGUAGAUGGGAAAGUCAGUGUGAAUGGAGAAACAGUUCAUGGUGACAAGGAGAAGGAAAGAGAGAGUCCCACGGUGGUACUUGCCUCCUCAUUAACCAAAUCCCAGAUGUUUGAAGGUGUGGCCAGAGUGGAUGGGUCCCCAGUGGAACUCAAACAAGACAACAGUAGCAUUGAGAUCAACAUAAAGAAGCCAAAUUCUGUUCCCCAAGAACUGAGACAUUUUACAACAACUGUGACUCGGUCCAGCCCGACUGUGCCCUUUGUGGAGUUUUCCUCGAGCCCCCGACUGAAGAAUGACGUGCCAGAAGAAAAUGACCAGAAGAAGCUGGAAAAUGAAAUGAGUGGAAAGGUGGAGUUGGUGCUGUCACAGAAGGUGGGAAAGCCAAAAUCGCCAGAGCCAGAAGCAACCCUGAUGUAUCCAUUUCUGGACAAAAUGCCUGAAACCAACCAAUUACAUUUGCCAAAUCUCAAUUCUCAAGUGGAUUCUCCAGGCAGUGAAAAGUCACCUGUAACGACACCUUUUAAAUUCUGGGCAUGGGACCCAGAAGAGGAACGUCGGAGACAGGAAAAAUGGCAGCAGGAGCAGGAACGUUUGCUCCAGGAGAGAUACCAGAAGGAACAGAACAAGCUGAAAGAAGAGUGGGAAAAGGCUCAGAAGGAGGUGGAAGAGGAGGAACGCAGAUACUACGAGGAGGAGCGCAAAAUAAUUGAAGACACUGUGGUUCCAUUUACCGUUUCUUCAAGUUCUGCAGAUCAGCUGUCUACGUCUUCCUCUGUGACUGAGGGCAGUGGGGCAGUGAAUAAAAUGGACUUGGAAAACUGCCGAGAGGAGGAACAACAGAUAAGACAGAAGAAACCAGUCCAAGGGGACAAAAAUGAUUUAUUAUUGCUCAAGACCAAGGAAGGUCAUUCACUGGAGGAAAAGGGCAGCCUAACUCAAGGGGCCAUGGCUCAUUCUAAGAGUCCUGUAUCAAAAGGAAUCCAUCAGGACCGUCAGCUGGAUACAGAAACUGGAGCCCUACACUGUGGGAUGAACCCACAGCUAGCUCAGGAUCCAGCCCAGAGUCAGCAGGUAUCAAACCCACCAAUGCACAUUUUAGAAGAUGUGAAGCCAAAAACCCUCCCUUUGGAUAAAAGCAUUAACCAUCAGAUCGAGUCUCCGAGUGAAAGGCGGAAGAAAAGCCCUCGAGAGAAUUUCCAGGCUGGGCACUUGUCCCCCUGUUCUCCCACCCCUCCUGGCCAAUCACCAAACAGGUACAAGAGGUCCAUCAGCGGGAAGAAGCUGUGCUCGUCCUGUGGGCUCCCUUUGGGUAAAGGAGCUGCAAUGAUCAUUGAGACCCUCCAGCUCUAUUUCCACAUCCAGUGCUUUCGGUGUGGAAUUUGUAAAGGACAGCUUGGAGAUGCAGUAAGCGGGACGGAUGUUAGGAUUCGAAAUGGUCUUCUAAAUUGUAAUGAUUGCUACAUGCGAUCCAGAAGUGCUGGCCAGCCCACAACAUUGUGA